AUGGCUAUGCUUUACCUUUGCUUAAGCUUAACUUUAGUAUUAAAAAAUUCCUUUCAUUUGCAGAUAAAUCUAUAUCUCUCACAGCUUAUUAUUUGUCCUCUUGUUAUAAUAGCUAAAAAAUAGUCAUUCGAAUAUUAUAAAAGCAGAUUAGUUUAGAAAUUAGAAUUGCCAAGGAAAGGCGGCUUUCACGGAUCUGAUACAAUAUGA
Tetrahymena thermophila SB210 is the source of this 207-nucleotide messenger RNA. RefSeq lists its product as hypothetical. The record is from RefSeq and is a predicted model, not a curated record. NCBI's taxonomy places the organism in Eukaryota, Ciliophora, Oligohymenophorea, Hymenostomatida, Tetrahymenidae. The transcript has 2 exons.